GGAAUUUAAAACUUUGUGAAUUCUCAAAUCUGUCCGUCCGCUAUGAAAUACUAAAAAAUAAAAAGUCUUUCCCUUCACAAAAUUUUCAAAUAAAAUAGAAAAAGGUGAUAUCUUGAAGAUGAUUGACAAGAAUAAAUAAACAUCACGAACUCUCAAACCCGUCUUUCCACCAAAUAAAAUAGUAGUAGUACCAAAAAUUCAUAUCUUCAAGAUCAUUCUACAUCAUCUACUUCUAAGCUGAGCAGAGAGGUCUAAACCUCAAGUUUCCUCCACUCGCAUAGGAGAGAGAUUGAGGAGUCGGAUAAUUUUAAUCUCGACAACCAGAAAUGGCGGGGCAGAAAAGAGUCCUCUUGCUGUGCGGAGACUAUGUCGAAGAUUACGAGGUGAUGGUUCCAUUUCAAGCGUUACUGGCAUAUGGGCUAUCCGUUGACGCUGUCUGCCCCGGCAAGAAAGCGGGCGACAUUUGUCGCACUGCAAUCCAUGAUCUUCGAGGACAUCAGACAUAUUCCGAGUCAAGGGGGCAUAAUUUUGCUCUUAAUGCUACUUUUAAUGAAAUAGAUACUACCAAAUAUGAUGGAUUGGUCAUACCAGGAGGACGUGCCCCAGAAUAUCUCGCGGUGGAUGAAUCUGUUGUAGCUUUGGUAAAAAAGUUUGAAGACUUGAAAAAGCCAAUUGCGUCCAUCUGCCAUGGACAGUUGAUCUUGGCUGCAGCUGAUAUGGUUAAAGGCCGAAAAUGCACUGCUUAUCCAGCUCUUAAACCUGCACUCGUUGCUGCUGGUGCCCAUUGGGUAGAACCAGAUACCAUGGCCUUUUGUACCAGUGAUGGAAACCUGAUAACUGGUGCUACAUAUGAUGGACAUCCUGAGUUCAUCCGCCUUUUUAUCAAUGCAUUGGGAGCCAAGAUAUCUGGUUCCGGAAAGCGAAUCCUAUUUCUUUGUGGAGAUUUCAUGGAGGAUUAUGAGGUGAUGGUUCCAUUUCAGUCCCUUCAAGCCCUUGACUGUCAUGUUGAUGCUGUUUGCCCGGGGAAGAAAGCAGGUGAGACAUGCCCUACAGCUGUUCACGACUUCGAAGGUGAUCAAACCUACAGUGAGAAGCCAGGCCACAACUUUACUUUAACUGCGGGUUUUGAAAGUGUGAAUUCCUCGAGCUAUGAUGGACUUGUCAUACCUGGGGGUCGUGCUCCAGAGUAUUUGGCGCUGAAUGACAAGGUUAUUCAAGUAGUGAAGGAAUUUAUGGAAUCCAAGAAACCAGUAGCAUCCAUCUGCCAUGGACAACAGAUUUUAUCUGCUGCUAAUGUUUUAAAGGGCAAGAAAUGCACUGCAUACCCGGCUGUGAAACUUAACGUUGUUCUAGCGGGGGCUACAUGGUUAGAGCCGGACCCCAUUCACCGGUGCUUCACUGAUGGAAAUCUGGUUACUGGAGCUGCCUGGCCAGGCCAUCCUGAAUUUGUAGCUCAGUUCAUGGCGCUUCUUGGCCUCACUGUAUCAUUCUAGCUACUUCACUAAUUAUAACAAUUAGUGCUUGUGUCUGGUUAUGUCUGGUUGUUUAUGCAUGCUGAGUUUGGGGUACAUACUAUCUUCCCUGGGAUUGUAUGAGAGUGUGUGCUGCUUAUCUUUUGUUGGAUAUUUGACGUGCUGAGUUUUUCAUACUUAUGAUGACUGAAAUAAUACAGUACAUCCUUUGUCCAUCAAAAAAACACUACCUUCUGUCUGCAUCAUAAAUUUUUCCACAAUUUUCUUGUCGGGUCUCUCCACAAAAAUUUGUCACUUCUAUUUAUAAUAGUCAAGUCCAUACAAUUUCACUGACAUUUAAAGUGAGAUGUUUACUCUAUUCACAUUUUAUUAGAGCUAGUAUCA
Molecule: messenger RNA, 1856 nt
Organism: Salvia miltiorrhiza (redroot sage)
Lineage: Eukaryota; Viridiplantae; Streptophyta; Magnoliopsida; Lamiales; Lamiaceae
Product: protein DJ-1 homolog D
Exons: 5
Coding region: 327-1493 (388 amino acids)
Source: RefSeq, a predicted model, not a curated record